AUGUUUAAAAGAAUUUUAGGAGCAGGGUUAGGGUGGUCAUUAGGAGGGCCGAUCGGUGGUUUAAUUGGUUGGUGGUUAGCUGGGAAAUUAGAUCAAUCUUCUCAACCAAGGGUCGGUCGACAACAAACUACCCAUUCUGAUUUUAUCUUUUCCAUGUUAAUACUCGCUUCCAAAGUGAUGAAAGCAGACAAUCGGAUAACCGUUAAAGAGAUUGAGUAUGUUAAAGAAUUCCUUCUUCAACAUUUCCAGAUAGAGGAAGUUCAAGAAAUGAUGAUGUUUCUUAGAGAUAUUGAAAAGAAAGAAUACUCAUUAGAAGAAGUCUGCGAUCAAAUCAACCAGUGCAUGUUAACUGAAGAGAAAAACCAACUCCUCCACUUUUUGUUUGGUUUAAGCAAUUCAGAUGGACAAUCGCACAGUUUAGAGAUAGACAUCUUGUCAAGGAUUGCUGUUUUACUAAAAAUACCAAGUCAUGUUUUUCAUUCAAUGAGAAAUUUGUAUGGUAAUCAAGAACAUGAUAUAGUCCAUUACUAUCGUGUACUUGAUAUUCCUCAAUCUGCAAGCAAUGAAGAAAUAAAAAAAGCUUUUAGAGAAAUUUCCCUUCAAAACCACCCUGAUAAGGUUGCUCACUUAGGGGAGAAUAUUCGUAAAUCAGCAGAGGAAAAAUUUAAAAUUAUCAACGAAGCUUACCAAAAAAUUAAAAAGUCUCGUGGUUUCUAA
Ylistrum balloti is the source of this 717-nucleotide messenger RNA. Its product is annotated as co-chaperone protein DjlA-like. The transcript has a single exon. Bases 1 to 717 code for a protein of 238 amino acids. NCBI's taxonomy places the organism in Eukaryota, Metazoa, Mollusca, Bivalvia, Pectinida, Pectinidae. The record is from RefSeq and is a predicted model, not a curated record.